Talaromyces rugulosus is the source of this 405-nucleotide messenger RNA. RefSeq lists its product as uncharacterized. Bases 1 to 405 code for a protein of 134 amino acids. The record is from RefSeq and is a predicted model, not a curated record. Gene Ontology annotation, molecular function: 2 iron, 2 sulfur cluster binding. Gene Ontology annotation, cellular component: cytosol; nucleus. Gene Ontology annotation, biological process: intracellular iron ion homeostasis. NCBI's taxonomy places the organism in Eukaryota, Fungi, Ascomycota, Eurotiomycetes, Eurotiales, Trichocomaceae. The transcript has 2 exons.
AUGUUUGCCCGCCGCGCCGGUCUCCUGAGCAGAGGCUAUCGCUACCUCGUCGCCCCGAAUCAACACCCGCAGACAUUUUCGUCGCUCUCGUCGCGAGCGUUUGCUGCAGUCAACGCAGCCAUGGCAGACACAGCCAACACCUCGGGCGUCACGGCCGACGGGCUGAAGCAGAAGCUGGCGGCAGGAUUGGGCGCGCCGCAUGUUGAGGUUGAGGAUAUAUCUGGCGGAUGUGGCCAGUCUUUUCAGGCAAUCAUCGUUUCGCCGCAGUUUGAUAAAAAGACCAUGCUCGCGCGUCACCGGCUGGUCAACUCGGUUUUGAAGGAGGAGAUUGCCGCCAUUCACGCCUGGACGCCCAAGUGUUAUACCCCGGAGCAAUGGCAAAAGGCACAGGAGGAACGGGCCUAG